AUGUCGAUUGUGCACUUGCAAAACGUCGAGAUUAUCAACAGCAAGGCGCGCUUCUCUGACCCGUAUAUCUUCAAGGUGACCUUUGAGUGCAUCUCGCCGCUCGAGGAUGACAUCGAGUGGAAGUUGAUCUACGUCGGAUCCGCCGAAUCGGAAGAGUACGACCAGGAGCUCGACAGCUGCAUGGUCGGGCCGGUGCCGGUGGGCGUAAACUCGUUCGAGUUCGAGGCCGAGGCGCCGUCGCCGGAAAAAAUCCCGGCGACCGACCUGCUCGGCGUGACGGUGAUCCUGCUCACCGCGUCCUACAAAGACGCCGAGUUUAUCCGGGUGGGGUACUACGUGAACAAUGCGUACGAAUCAGAGGAAAUGCGCGAGGAUCCCCCGGAAGAGGUGCAGCUCGACAAGGUCUGCCGCGAGGUGCUCGCGAGCAAGCCGCGCGUGACGCGCUUUAAUAUCAACUGGAGCGACCCCAGCCAGCCGAUCAAGGCGCCGGAGGAGGCCCAGGAGGCCAAUGCACAGACGACCGAGGUCGAAGAGACCGUCGAGACGACCCCGAACCCGUCCAUCAGCGCAGACACGGCGGCAGACGUCGCUGCGAGCUCGUUCGUUCCCUUAGCGUCCUAG
Messenger RNA from Malassezia japonica, 621 nucleotides. It is a transcript of the gene ASF1, whose product is annotated as Histone chaperone asf1. Gene Ontology annotation, biological process: DNA replication-dependent chromatin assembly. The transcript is spliced from 3 exons. Lineage: Eukaryota; Fungi; Basidiomycota; Malasseziomycetes; Malasseziales; Malasseziaceae. Bases 1 to 621 code for a protein of 206 amino acids. The record is from RefSeq and is a predicted model, not a curated record. Gene Ontology annotation, cellular component: nucleus; chromatin. Gene Ontology annotation, molecular function: histone binding.